CUCGGGAUGUAACAUUGUUGGACCUGCUCCCCGUUCUCUUCCUUAGUUCGCUGACGUUCCACAACAUCGCCCGACUUGCAUCACGUAGUCUCGUCGUGAUGCGGGGACCAUUGGGGACCUGAAAUAAUGUCGUGGACGAGACAAAGCGGAAUAGAUCGUGGAGGAUUGCAACAUUUUUGCACAUGCAUCUAGGUGCAACGUCAAGAUGGGUUUCAUUCCCGACGCCGUCGCUCCGACGUCCGCCCUGUCAUGGCAAUCUGCAGCCUCGAUCCUGCUCAUCUGGAUCACGUACUCUCUAGGUCGCGCCAUCUACAAUGUCUCGCUUUUGCACCCCCUCAGCAAGUUUCCCGGCCCCAAGCUGGCUGCCGCAUCGUACGCGCCCGAGUUGUGGUACGAUUUGGUCAAGAAUGGGCGGUAUACCUAUGAGAUCAUCAAGAUGCACCAACUCUACGGACCCAUCGUCCGCAUCAACCCUGACGAGGUGCACUGUAACGACGUUCGCUUCAUCGACGAAGUCUACGCUAUCAACGGGAGGAAGAGGGACAAGCACGUCCACCACAUGAUCAACCUUCUAGACGCCGCAGCCGUGGCCGCCUUCGGCACAAUCGACCACGAUCUUCACCGCAGACGACGAGCAGGCGUCGGCAAGUUCUUCUCCCGACAGCAGAUGCUGAAGCUCGAGCCGCAAGUCCACGCAGCGGCGCAGAAACUCUGCGACAAGCUUCUCACGUUUGCCGGUGCCAACGACGAGGUCGUGCCCUUGCAAGAUGCCUAUAGCUGCUUCACGACGGAUGUGAUUACGGAGUACUGCUUUGGCGAGUCGUUCAGGUUCCUUGAGCAGAAGAAGUGGACGCCUAACUAUCGCGCGGCCGUUUAUGGGGCGCUGAAUCAUACGUUCUUAUUCAAGUUUUUCCCAUCGCUGAAAAUGAUUAUGAAUGCUGGGCCAUAUCUCAAGGAUUACCUGCCCAUAGACACGGCUAUCUUCAUCAACACAUACACAACCGUCAUCCCAGCGCUCAUAGAGAAGGCAAGAGACCGCAAAGUCACAGACACCAAAACCCGCCCCAACGUCUUUGCAGCGUUAUUCGACUCUGACCUGCCUCCCGAAGAAAAGACGAUCCCACGACUGACAUCCGAAGGGGUCAUCAUCUUAACCGCGGGAACGGAAACGGCAAGCUACACACUCACACUCAUCAGCUUCCACCUCCUCUCGAAGCCCUCGAUCCUGGACAAGCUGACGCGGGAACUCCAAGGAGCGGUCACGGACCCGAAGUACCUGCCAAACUGGCCGACCUUGGAAACACUUCCGUAUCUGAAUGCUGUCAUCUCUGAAGGUCUGCGGUUGGCGCCUGGUGGGUCGAUGCGCACCGGCCGGGUCGCUACCGAAGAGGAUCUCCUAUAUCGCAGGAAAUGGAGGCCCGAAGGGUCGGAUGUUGAUGUGGAUGUGUGCCAUAUCAUCCCCCGCGGAUGGGCCGCCAGCAUGAGCGCCAUCAUCUCUCAUUUAGAUGAGAAGAUGUUUCCCAACGCGAAUGAGUUUAUACCUGAGCGAUGGAUCGACGAGAAUGGCCAGAGAAGAAGGGAGUUGGAGGCUAGUUUCAUCCCCUUUUCCAAAGGGACUCGUCAGUGUGAGGGGAUGCCACUGGCCUACUCGGAGCUGUACAUCGCCCUAACUUCCUUGGUGUUGAGAGUCUUUCCGCGUAUGCAGCUGUACGAUACUACCUUGCGCGACAUUGAGUAUGAUCACGACCUAGGCGUACCUAUCCCCGCGACUGAGAAUGGCGUGAAGGUUAAGCUUAUUUGAGUUUAUACAACUUCAGGAUUCGCUGUGAAGUAAUAUUUUUGUUGAGAAUUUGAGGUGGAUCCCUAACAAAUUCCCUUUUGAGAGGUCGGUCGAGUACAAUUGAACCA
This is a messenger RNA of Colletotrichum godetiae, 1908 nucleotides long. Its product is annotated as trichodiene oxygenase. The record is from RefSeq and is a predicted model, not a curated record. Gene Ontology annotation, molecular function: oxidoreductase activity, acting on paired donors, with incorporation or reduction of molecular oxygen; heme binding; monooxygenase activity. Bases 206 to 1801 code for a protein of 531 amino acids. NCBI's taxonomy places the organism in Eukaryota, Fungi, Ascomycota, Sordariomycetes, Glomerellales, Glomerellaceae. The transcript has 6 exons.